AUGCCUCGAACGUAUAAAAGAAAAACUGAACCUAGUUACACCGAAAAGGAAUUACAAGAAGCUUUAAUGCAAAUUCAUGAAAAAGGUGUUUCAGUUGCCGAUGCUGCCGUGCAUUUUCGGAUUCCAAUUCGAACAAUUUACAACAGAUUAUUGCAUAAUGAAACUGAUGUUCGACCAGGUGUUAAAUCAAUCUUAACCAAAGAUGAAGAACAACUGCUUGUCCAUACCAUCAUAUUAUUUCAACAAUGGCAAUGUCCUGUAACACCGACUGCUGUGAUCAAUUUAGCGAAAUCUUUCAUGAUUGAUCUUGGUAAAACCAUCUUACCGAAUUCUACACUACGAGACUGGUUCAGUGGUUUUAUGAGAAGAUGGUCGAAUGAAUUAAAAUUAAAAAAAACAGAAAAACUUGAAAAAGUGCGAUCAAAUGCUUGUCGUCGAGAAAUUGUUGAAAAUUGGUUUGAACAUUUGCGCAGUGUUUUUAAAAAAUUCGAUUUAUUCAACAGACCAGACGCAUUGUGGAACGUUGAUGAAGCUGGCUUCCUGGAUGAUCCAGGUCGAAGAUCUGUCGUCAUUAAGCGCACCACAAAACAUGCAAUAUCAUCACAUUCGGGUACAGGAAAGUCCCAUACUACACUAGUGAUAUGUACAUCUGCUAGUGGAGAGAUAUUGCCACCCUAUUUUAUCUAUCAAGGUGCAAGAAUGUGGACAACAUCAGUACCAAAAAAUGGAUUUCCUGGAAGCAGGUACAACUGCACAAAAACAGGAUGGAUCGAGGAACCUGUUUUCUUCGAUUGGUUCAAAAAUCAAUUUAUUCCUCGAGUAAGUACAAUUAAACGGCCUGUUAUUUUAUUUUUUGAUGGACAUCACACGCACAUAAGCGUUCGAACUGUUAAACUGGCCAUGGAAAAUCAUAUCGAGUUGGAAUGUCUACCAGCUCACACAACUACCAUCUUGCAGCCGUUGGACGUUGUUACACUUCACAAAAUCAAAACAGCAUGGCGAUCACUUCUUGUUGAACAUAACUUAAAAACGAAUAGUGGUCCAAUUGACAAGCAAAAUUUUGCUUUAUUGAUAUCUGAACUAUGGAAAAAACAUAUACGAAAAGGCCAUUGUAGCUCCGGUUUUGCUAAAGCCGGAGUCUACUCGUUUGAUCCAUUUGCAGUUAGCCAAGAUAAAAUUUUUGUGCCACCUACGAUAACGACAACGGCUUCAGCUACUACAAAUUCUGAUGUACCAAGUUCAGGCGAUUCUGCCACCAUCAAUAGUUCUAGUCGGCGUCUUCAUCGAUCUGCAUCAUGUGAUCAUUUGUCAAAUAUUUGUAUUCAAUUUAAUCCACCAGCAACAACAUCAUCUUUAACACCUGUGCCAUUCAUUUCUCCAACUUCUCGAAAUAUAGAUUUUCUAAAUAAUUCUACAUUAGCUGCGUCAUUGUCUGAAUCUCAAAACAAUUCGUUAGCAAACAUUACUUCGUCUGAUUCUUCACAAAAGGCAAUAGAUGUAUUAGCUAAUGUUAUUGAAAAGUAUAUGUCAUCAACAGUUUCACAAACGUCACACACAAAGAAAAGAAAAAUGAUUGAACGUGUAAAUGGUGAAAGUCUUACUACCAUGGAUGUUCUGAUGCGAUUACAACAAAAACAACAAGCAAAACAACGAAAAAACGAUAAGCCCUGCAAGACCAGGCUUACUGCGUCUAAUGGAACGAAGAAACGUUCUCGUAAAUUUCAAAAUCCACAACAACUUCUCAAUGUCAUUGAUGAUUUGAAUGAAAGUAACUCAUUACAACAUCCGGCUGGUUCUGUUUCUACUGCAAUAAUGUGUCAAAAUAAUAUGACAGCACAAUCAAAUCCAUACACCACAUACUCUUCAUACGACAACUCAAUCACCAAUACGACAAGUUUCCAACCUGGACAGUCAACGUAUUCAUCUUAUGCAACAUGCUACCGAUGCUAUGCAAUUGUUUAUACGAAUUUUACCUGUUGUGUACAAUGUAAUCGAUAUUGUUGUAAUCAAUGUAAACAAACAUUUUUCACAUCUAACACGGUAUUCUGUGAAUACUGUCUGAUUCAAGAAGCACUUACAAGUGCUCGAAACUAA
This is a messenger RNA of Rotaria sp. Silwood2, 2094 nucleotides long. The record is from the annotation of a GenBank genome assembly. Lineage: Eukaryota; Metazoa; Rotifera; Eurotatoria; Philodinida; Philodinidae.